Sclerotinia trifoliorum is the source of this 1456-nucleotide messenger RNA. NCBI's taxonomy places the organism in Eukaryota, Fungi, Ascomycota, Leotiomycetes, Helotiales, Sclerotiniaceae. The record is from the annotation of a GenBank genome assembly.
UAAGGUUAUUGGAAACUCCAAAUACACCUCGGCAAAAACCAGAUCUUUCUACCAAUAUCGACCUAUGACCUUUAACUCUUCUCCUCCAAAUCUAUUUCACAGUUUAUAUUCACUUUGAUAUCUGUUUACGUAUCACCAAGACCAACCGAUAUGUCUCAUCAAGAGCUUAAGAAACGGAGGAGAGAGGAUUAUGGCUACAUUUUAGAGUACAGGACACGCUGGUAUGACAUCUUCACAUAUUUUCAGGGCAAAUUUCAAUGAGCUGACAUAGAUCUAAAGGUCUGAUAAUGAUAUGUAUGAUCACAUGAACAAUAGCAUCUACAACUUUCUGUAAGGCUUAUCUGAAUCUGCUGAAAUAUGUAUGUGACUGAGAUUCAAAAAGGUACGAUUCAAUCGUAAACUCUUAUCUCAUCGAGCAUUGUGGUUUACAUCCUCCCACUUCAUCCCAAUACGGCUUAGUAGUGCACUCUCAUGGUGAUUUCUUUGGCUCAAUUGCAUUUCCGGCUGUCGCUGAUCUAGCUUUACGUGUCAACAAGCUUGGGAAAAGCAGUGUUACUUACGAGAUCGCUUUAUUCGAGCGAGGAGCUGAAGAAGUCAAGUCAGUAGGAGAAAUCAUCCACGUAUUUGUUGAAAGAGAGACUAGCAGGCCAGCAGCGCAAGGAAUGAGCGACACAAUCAAAGAAGGGCUCCAAAAAAUCCUCAGACCACUAUCAAAACUUUAAUAUUCUCAACGUCACCUCAAUCCACACAUCCAUUUCUCCUGGCUGGUCGGGCAAACGUGCCGAGGGUCACAGUUUCGUGGAGUGCGAACGAUGCACGAGAGCCAUUCCGUUUUCUUAAUUCGAGACAUUGUCCAAUGAAACUAAACAUUCAGCGUUCCGACACACUCCCGUUGCCUAUGACAAGAUCAACGGAUUGUAUUUAGAUGAGGGCACGGCUUGGAGGGGGUAACCAAAACGGGAAUUCCGCUUUUUGCAUAAUGUUCGUUCCAAUGACACUACUGCCGAGCAUCGACUUCGGGGAAACUUCGCUCGUAUGAUGGUAUCCACUUGUCUGCAUUGCCUCGGGGAAGGUUGCACGUUUUGCUAGGAGCGACAGAACGGCCGCACACGCCAAUUAAAGACUACGGAAUUAUCGCCUGAGGACGAAGAAUAAAUGUACUGGUAAGCAGUUCUAUGUGUGAUUUUGACUUGGCAGGAGAGAAACGAUUUAUCAUGGUCACAUGUACCGUCCAUGGUUUCGUGGGGACGUUGGUAAUCUUUACAAUUGUCAAAGAAUUUUCCCAUCAACAACGUCGUCAUUUCUUUGCAUCAAUAGCUCGAAAUGUGGAUUUGAUAGGGACUUUAUGCUCGUUAUUAGUUUCAUAAACUUGGCAGUGGGGUAUACUGUAAUAGGAUAGGAUAGGAUAGGAUUCUAGAGAUGAUAGAAAAUUGAGAAGUGUGCUUCACUUCAACAA